Impatiens glandulifera is the source of this 2992-nucleotide messenger RNA. RefSeq names its product receptor-like protein kinase HSL1. The coding region runs from base 1 to 2910 and encodes 969 amino acids. The transcript has 2 exons. Gene Ontology annotation, molecular function: protein binding; protein kinase activity; ATP binding. Gene Ontology annotation, cellular component: plasma membrane. Gene Ontology annotation, biological process: protein phosphorylation; hormone-mediated signaling pathway. Lineage: Eukaryota; Viridiplantae; Streptophyta; Magnoliopsida; Ericales; Balsaminaceae. The record is from RefSeq and is a predicted model, not a curated record.
AUGUUAAUUAGUGUCUACUAUCAUCUUGUUGUUGUUGUUAUUGUUGUUGUCGUCGUUCCGUUUCUAGGUGUCGUCUCACUGAACCAGGAAGGGCUCUACCUGCAAAGAGUUAAGCUCUCUCUUUCCGACCCCAACAGAGCACUCUUGGAUUGGGACUCGCGAGAUGACCAUCCGUGUAAUUGGUUUGGCAUAACUUGCGACAACAACACCACCACAGUCAACUCUAUACGUCUUCCCAGUGCCGGUCUUGCUGGCCCCUUCCCCUCCCUGCUUUGUCGUCGUCUCCCUCAUCUCUCUACACUAUCUCUGGCCAACAACUCUAUCAAUUCUAUUCUUCCACUCACCAUUUCUUCCUGCCGGAAUCUCCUUUAUCUCAAUCUAUCUCAAAACUUGUUUACCGGCCCCAUUCCCCACACUCUUCCCCACAUCCCCAACCUUAAAUAUCUCCAUCUCGACGGAAACUCUUUCUCCGGUCCUAUUCCCGCCACUUUCGGCACUUUCCCAACCCUCCAACUACUCAAUCUCACCAAUAAUUUGCUCAACGGAUCAAUUCCCUCCACCCUCGGCAACAUCACCACACUCAAACGCCUCGACCUCUCUUAUAACAUCUUUACCUCCGCCCCACUCCCGCCGCAACUAGGCAAUUUAACAAACUUGGAAUAUUUCUUGGCCAGUUAUUCCAGCAUUUCUGGACAUAUUCCACCUACUCUGGGCCGUCUCAAACGCCUCACCAACAUCGACUUGUCAAAUAAUCUUUUGACGGGACCUAUUCCUACCGACAUCUUUCAACUCACCAAUCUCGUCGAAUUGGAACUCUAUAACAAUUCGCUAGCCGGGGAGUUACCUCUCCUCGGAUGGUCCAACAUGAAGGCACUUCGCCGAAUAGACCUCUCCUCUAAUUGCUUUCGUGGAACGAUUCCCCAAGAAUUGUGCGCCUUGCCUUUACAGUCUCUUAACCUCUAUAAUUGCCAAUUCGUCGGUCACCUGCCCCGGACCAUAGCGCAUUCUCCAAACUUGUACGAGCUCAAACUGUUUCGCAAUAACCUUCACGGCCGCCUGCCUAGACAACUAGGAAGAAACUCCCCACUCAAUAUUCUCGACGUCUCGGAAAAUCACUUCUCAGGCCGACUCCCCCCCGGUUUAUGCGAGAAAGGCGUUUUAGAACAACUCUAUGCCAUAAACAACUCUUUCUCCGGUACCAUUCCAUCUUCUCUAGGAGCUUGUCAAACCCUAGCCCGAAUCAGGUUGGCUAGUAAUCAGUUUUCUGGUCAACUUCCAGCCGAGUUAUGGGGACUGCCUAACGUCAAUCUUCUUGAUGUGGGCGACAACUUAUUUUCGGGUAGCAUUUCUGAUAUGAUAUCUAGUGCAUUAAACCUGACAUAUUUUAAGGUCUCAAGUAAUCACUUCUCAGGGAGUAUACCCAGAGGAAUUGCUUCAUUAAACAAAUUGGUUGUGUUUGAGGCUAAUGAUAAUUCCUUUAGUGGGUCUAUUCCUGAUGAGAUUACAGAGUUAAGUAACCUAGUAAGGCUUGAUCUCAGGAAUAAUAAGCUUUCAGGGGAGAUUCAUGCGAGAAUUCAACAGCUGAAGCAACUUAACGAGCUUAUAUUGUCAAAUAAUUCUUUAUCUGGCAAAAUUCCCAAGGAAAUUGGAAGUUUGUCGGCGCUAGACUAUCUUGAUCUUUCAAGUAAUCGUUUUUGGGGAGAAAUCCCACUUGAAUUGCAAAACUUGCAGCUCAACAUACUCAAUCUGUCUUAUAAUGAUCUUUCUGGUGGCAUCCCUCCUCUAUAUACUAAUGAUGCUUUUAAAGACAGUUUUCUUGGAAACCCGGAUUUGUGUAUUCACCAAGGAAAGGCCUCCUCUAUAUACUUUUGGUUUCUUAUCAUAUUAGCAGCAGCUGCUGCUGCUGCGAUCCUUUCAUUUGGGAUUAUGUGCUUCUUCUGGAAGAUGUUGAAGUUGAGAAAAACUAGGAGGAGGAUAGAGACGUCAGUUGUGAAAUGGAGCUUAUAUCACAAAUUGGAUUUUUGCGAAAACGAAAUCCUUGAGUGGGUCAGAGAUGAUAAUAUAAUUGGAAGUGGUGGUUCUGGUAAGGUUUACAAGGCCACACUAAGAAAUGGGCACGUAGUUGCUGUGAAGAAACUGUUGGUAGAAUCAAAAAGUGAAGACUCCGUUGGAUUGAGCAUUGAAGAAGAGUUGCUGGGAAGAAGGAUUAGACACAAGAAUAUAGUAAAGAUGUGGUGUUCUUGCAAUGCAGGUGUGGGCGAAUACAAGCUUCUAGUAUUCGAGUACAUGAGAAAUGGGAGUGUGGGGGAUGUACUUUAUGGUAGGAAUAAGCAGAUUCUAGAUUGGGGUAUAAGGUACAAAAUAGCCUUGGAUGUUGCUGAGGGGCUUUCCUAUUUGCAUCACGAUUGUGUUCCUCCAAUUGUUCAUAGAGAUAUUAAGUCAAACAAUAUUUUGUUGGAUGAAGAAUUCAGAGCUAAAUUAGCUGAUUUUGGAGUAGCUAAGGCGGUUAAGAUGGAGCCAAAGUCUAUGUCCUUGAUUGCUGGCUCAUGUGGUUACAUUGCCCCAGAAUAUGCAUAUACACUCCGGGUGAAUGAAAAGAGUGAUACUUACAGUUUUGGGGUAGUAAUUCUAGAACUAGUGACUGGGAAAAGACCAAUUGAUCCAGAGCUGGGUGAGAAGGACCUAGGUACAUGGGUGCGGUCAACGUUGAACGAGAAGGGGCUUGAUUACGUGUUGGACCCUCCUCUGCUUGGAUGUUGUGCAUUGAAGGCACAAAUAUUUAGUGUGAUUGGUAUUGGGCUCCUUUGCACUAGUCAGAUUCCGAUGAAUCGGCCUUCUAUGAGAAGUGUAGUGAAUUUACUUCAAGAAGCAGGCAGGGGCCACCUGGAGACAGAAAGAUGGCAAACUUGAUCCUACACCCUAUUUUGGAUCAUGCAACUAGUAGUAUAAGGAUUAAUAAUAAUAAUAAUAAUGUUUGAACAAAUUCAAGUGC